This is a messenger RNA of Pocillopora verrucosa, 1824 nucleotides long. The record is from RefSeq and is a predicted model, not a curated record. Lineage: Eukaryota; Metazoa; Cnidaria; Anthozoa; Scleractinia; Pocilloporidae.
AUGGCUACAGGAAGAAGUCCGUGUAAAGAUUUAUUUGAAAAUGAAGACUUACUCAAUGAAGAAAAUAAACCAGAUUUUGACAAGGACACUUUAAUAGGUGAGCUUGGUUCAACUUUGGCUUCAGCCACAGCUGAUGUUUACAGGAAUGAGGGCAAUGAGGCCUUCAAGAAAGGAGAUUUCAUCAAUGCUAUUCAUUUUUACACUGAAGGAAUUAAAUUGAAUUGCAAUGAGAAAGAACUGAAAGCCAAAUUGUACAACAACAGGGCUAUUGCACAUUCUAAACUUGGAAAUCACCAGGAUUCACUAAGGGAUGCAGAAACAGCCACUGAGUCAAAUCCAAUUUUCUUCAAGGCAAUUGUGAGAGGAGCCACUGCAUGUGUUGAACUGAAAAGAUUUGAAGAAGCAAUCACUUGGUGUGAUAAGGGAUUAGCUAUUGACAAAAAUAAUAUGAUCUUGUCAUCACUGCGACUUCAGUCUGUCAAAGAAGUGAGAGAUAAGUCCAUGGAGAAAAAAGAUCAUAUUAGCUCUGACCAUGGAAGACAAAGUUUGGGUGUUAAGAAAGUCAUGGACUUCUAUAAUCAGGGAGACAAGCAUGGGGAGGGUGAUGUCAAAAAAGCCAUAGAGUACCACAACCUACAUCUUAAAAUAGCUAAAGAAGAAGGAGACAAGCAUGGGGAGGGUAAUGCUUAUGGCAAUCUUGGCAAUGAUUAUUACAGUCUGGGUGAUGUCAAACAAGCCACAGAGUACCACCACCUACAUCUUAAAAUAGCUAAAGAAGUAGGAGACAAGCUUGGGGAGGGUAAUGCUUAUGGCAAUCUUGGCAAUGCUUAUUGCUUACUAGGUGAUGUCAAAAAAGCCAUAGAGUACCACAACCUACAUCUUAAAAUAGCUAAAGAAGAAGGAGACAAGCAUGGGGAGGGUAAUGCUUAUGGCAAUCUUGGCAAUGAUUAUUACAGUCUGGGUGAUGUCAAACAAGCCACAGAGUACCACCACCUACAUCUUAAAAUAGCUAAAGAAGUAGGAGACAAGCUUGGGGAGGGUAAUGCUUAUGGCAAUCUUGGCAAUGCUUAUUACUUUCUGAGUGAUUUCAAAGCAGCCAUAGAAUACCUCAACCUACAUCUUAAAAUAGCUAAAGAAGUAGGAGACAGGCACAGGGAGGGUGGUGCUUAUUGCAAUCUUGGCAAUGCUUAUUACAGGCUGGGUGAUUUCGAAAAAGCCAAAGAGUACCACAACCUACAUCUUCAAAUAGCUAAAGAAGUGGGAGACAAGCAUGGGGAGGGUAACGCUCAUGGUAAUCUUGGCAAUGUAUAUUACAGUCUGGGUGAUUUCAAAAAAGCCAUAGAGCACUACAACCUACAUCUUAAAAUAGCUAAAGAAGAUGGGGACAAGCAGAGGGAGGGUAACGCCUAUGGUAGCCUUGGCAAUGUGUAUCACAGUCUAGGUGAUUUAAAAAAAGCCAUUAAGUACCACAACCUACAUCUUAAAAUAGCUAAAGAAGUAGGAGACAAGCAUGGGGAGGGUAACGCUUAUGGCAAUCUUGGCAAUGCUUAUUACAGGCUGGGUGAUUUCGAAAAAGCCAUAGAAUACUACAACCGACAGAUUAAAAUAGCUAAAGAAGUAGGAAACAAGCAUGGGGAGGGUAAUGCUUAUGGCAAUCUUGGCAAUGCUUAUCACCGUCUGGGUGAUUUCAAAAAAGCCAUAGAGUACCACAACCUACAUCUUAAAAUAACUAAAGAAGUAGGAGACAAGCAUGGGGAGGGUAAUGCUUAUGGCAAUCUUGGCAAUGAUUAUUACAGUCUGGGUGAUUUCAAAAAAGCCAUAGAG